This is a messenger RNA of Pteropus alecto (black flying fox), 2601 nucleotides long. RefSeq names its product calsequestrin 2 (gene CASQ2). Gene Ontology annotation, molecular function: calcium ion binding. The coding region runs from base 207 to 1442 and encodes 411 amino acids. The transcript is spliced from 11 exons. The record is from RefSeq and is a predicted model, not a curated record. Gene Ontology annotation, biological process: regulation of cardiac muscle contraction by regulation of the release of sequestered calcium ion. Gene Ontology annotation, cellular component: sarcoplasmic reticulum lumen. Lineage: Eukaryota; Metazoa; Chordata; Mammalia; Chiroptera; Pteropodidae.
UGUGCGCCUCGCUCUCUUCUUCCCAAGCCCGUGACUACAGUAGCUGGACGCGAGGAGGGGAAGAGUCAGCUCUGGGGCCCAGAAAGGGCAGGAGAGACAGAGUCGGCCUCUCUGCCCCCCGCCCCUCUCAGCAAGCCCCCCUACCAGUCUCCCCUCCUCUUUCCCGCGCUCAGUAUUUCUGGGAAAGAAAACCCAACGUCUCCCAGAUGAAGAAGACUCAUCUGUUUGUCGUGGGGGUCUGCCUUCUGUCCUCCUGCAGGGCAGAAGAGGGCCUGAACUUCCCCACGUAUGACGGCAAGGACCGCGUGGUGAGUCUCACCGAGAAGAACUUCAAGCAGGUGUUGAAGAAAUACGACUUGCUUUGCCUCUACUACCACGAGCCCGUGUCCUCAGAUAAAACCGCGCAGAAACAGUUCCAGCUGAAAGAAAUUGUGCUUGAGCUUGUGGCCCAGGUGCUAGAACAUAAGGAUAUAGGCUUUGUGAUGGUGGACGCCAAGAAAGAAGCCAAGCUUGCCAAGAAACUGGGUUUUCAUGAAGAGGGGAGCCUGUACGUGCUGAAGGGCGAUCGCACGAUUGAGUUCGAUGGCGAGUUUGCCGCUGACGUCCUGGUGGAGUUUCUCUUGGACCUCAUCGAAGAUCCAGUGGAGAUCAUCAACAGCAAGCUGGAAGUCCAAGCCUUUGAACGCAUCGAGGACCAGAUCAAACUCAUUGGCUUUUUCAAGACCGAGGACUCGGAAUAUUUCAAGGCUUUUGAAGAGGCAGCCCAGCACUUCCAGCCUUACAUCAAAUUUUUUGCUACCUUCGACAAAGGGGUUGCAAAGAAAUUGUCCUUGAAGAUGAAUGAGGUUGACUUCUACGAGCCGUUCAUGGACGAGCCCAUUGCCAUCCCUGACAAACCUUACACGGAAGAGGAGCUCGUGGAGUUCGUGAAGGAUCAUCAAAGACCUACCCUACGUCGCCUGCGCCCAGAAGACAUGUUCGAAACAUGGGAGGAUGAUUUGAACGGGAUCCACAUAGUGGCUUUUGCAGAGAAGAGCGACCCAGAUGGCUACGAGUUCCUGGAGAUCCUGAAGCAGGUGGCCCGGGACAACACGGACAACCCCGACCUGAGCAUCGUGUGGAUCGACCCGGACGACUUUCCUCUGCUUGUCGCCUAUUGGGAAAAGACUUUCAAGAUUGACCUAUUCAAGCCGCAGAUUGGGGUGGUGAAUGUGACAGAUGCCGACAGUGUCUGGAUGGAGAUUCUGAGUGACGAUGACCUGCCCACAGUGGAGGAGCUGGAAGAAUGGAUUGAGGAUGUGCUUUCCGGAAAGAUAAACACCGAGGACGAUGACAAUGAGGAUGAAGAUGACGAAGAUGACGAUGACGGUGACGAUGACGAUGACGACGACGACUCCGAUGAGGAGGAUGACGACGACAGUGACGACGACGAUGAUGAAUAGCCCGACUCCACGUGAUUCUGGUGAAGAUCUCAGCUGCCCGCAUCCACACAGACAGCACACGGUAGCCGCGGGCGGCCCCGGCCCUCGCCCGGCCAGCUCCUCCCCCUUUGCCAGCAUCUCUCUUCCUGUUCCUGUGGCAUCGGGAGCUGCGCAAUUCAGCAAACGCCUUGCGAAACCCAGUCACCCCACCCGGCAAGGACAAGUGGGGGAUUAUUCCCAUGUUGACGGUCUUGAUUGUCAUGGAGAAGCCCUCAUUCUCUGACCAGCUGCGGUCACGGCAGUGCCAGAAUCUGGGGAGAAUGACCCUCUAACACCUCUGCUCAAGUUUGUCGUCUUGGUGAGCAUGGAGCGACUUUGUUAUCAACGCCCAGAGAGGACGUCAGUUAAUCCACUUAGCCCCGGAUGUCAGCUAGGACACGACCACCAACCGCCUUCCCAUCCCCCUGCCCCGUCCGGAGAAGGCUCAGCCUUGGAAACAGGUGUAUGUCAGCUGGUCUUGGCUCCAUUAAACUCAAUAUUUUAAGUGUAGGUCAGACCAUUAUGACCUCAGAUCCAGGCUUCUGGGUGUCUACCGAGAGGACCUGACGCGCCUGUGUGUGGAUGUCAUCAUCGUCUCUAUCGUGCUAGGAUACUGAGAUGGGAGCUCGAUUUGCUCUCUGAACUUGCCCUGUAGGUCACACGUCUCACAUAUCCACAUGGGGGUGGGAGGAACUGAAAGGACUCAAGGUUUUUCGUUUUCUCUGAUGGGUUCAUAUCCCUGAUUGCAUUGGCUGGUUUCCUAGCCUGAGCUGGGGUCCGACCACCCCUUCUCUGUCACUGCUAGGGAGACUUCUCAUUUGGAGUAAAGGUUGGUUUCUCCAGAGGUCAGUUACCUCUCCGUUCAUCAGCACCCCCAUAGCCGACCAGGACAACAGUAAUUAGAGUUCAUAAUGAUGCCCUGAGGAACUAAAACAAAAAUCCCCAAGUGCCUUCUGAACCAUCUAAAAGUUAUACUGUGCUCUAUAGAUUUAGCGUUAAGCGUGCAUUACAAGGUUCUAAUUUAUUUUCUCAAUCUUUAAAUGCUUGUAAGACACUGCAGGUUCUUUGAAAAUGAGGCAAUCCUUGUAUGGAAUAGUAGUAAACUAACUCUGCCAUUAAAGUCAUAUUUUGAAAAAAUGGA